UCAAUCAAAUGCCCAUUUAAACACCAAUCAAAACCCUACACUCCUCCUCUUCCACAAACAUAGCAAAUUCACUGUGUGCGCGCGUGUAAUUCAAAUUUCAAAAAUGGUAUGUGGUUCAGGUAUAAGCGCAAGGCGUAUAGUGGUAGACGCUCGACACCAUAUGCUAGGGAGAUUGUCAUCAAUAUUAGCUAAAGAAUUACUCAAUGGACAGAAAGUUGUUGUUGUUAGAUGUGAAGAAAUUUGCUUAUCUGGUGGACUUGUUAGACAGAAAAUGAAGUAUCUGAGGUUUUUAAGGAAGCGAAUGAAUACUAAACCCUCUCAUGGUCCUAUUCAUUUUCGUGCUCCUUCUAAGAUUCUUUGGCGUACUAUUCGUGGGAUGAUUCCCCACAAGACCAAGCGCGGGGCAGCUGCACUUGCCCGCUUGAAGGUUUAUGAGGGAGUCCCGCCUCCAUAUGACAAGAUUAAGAGGAUGGUUAUUCCGGAUGCUCUAAAGGUAUUGAGGAUCCAAGCAGGACACAAGUACUGUCUCUUGGGCAAACUUUCAUCAGAGGUUGGAUGGAACCAUUACGAUACUAUCAAGGAUCUUGAGAACAAGAGGAAGGAGAGAGCUCAGGUAACAUAUGACAGGAGAAAGCAGUUGGCAAAACUUAGAGUUAAGGCUGAGAAAGCUGCCGAGGAGAAGCUUGGACCUCAACUCGCGGUUAUUGCUCCGAUCAAGUAUUGAAAGUGAGAACAUAGUUAUUCGAAAUACAAUUUUGUUGAAGAUUUGAGUGUGUCUGCAGACCAAUUAAUCUUUCAUUGUUUUUGGUGGUGAAAUUGAACAUGUUUUUAGUGAUACUGAUGUUGUCUCCUCUUGAACCUCUUGUGUUUUUACCUGUUCAAUUUAGGUUCGAUAGAAUUUGAUCUGCGA
Molecule: messenger RNA, 910 nt
Organism: Capsicum annuum
Lineage: Eukaryota; Viridiplantae; Streptophyta; Magnoliopsida; Solanales; Solanaceae
Product: 60S ribosomal protein L13a-4
Exons: 4
Coding region: 104-724 (206 amino acids)
Biological process (GO): negative regulation of translation; translation
Cellular component (GO): cytosolic large ribosomal subunit; ribosome
Molecular function (GO): structural constituent of ribosome; mRNA binding
Source: RefSeq, a predicted model, not a curated record